GGGCGUGGGGGCGGCGGCGGCGGCUUUCGGGUGACAGCGCCACACAAAGCAGCCGAGCCGGGGUGCGAGCCUUCCUCCUGCCCUCAGGAGCGCCCAUCGCCCCGGCCUCUAGUACAAUGGCAGCCCCUCGAGGGAGGUCAAAGAAAAGAGCAGCGUUUGACCUAACUCCAGAUAGCCUUCCUUUGAGGAGCUCCGGUAGGCAGGCAAAGAAGAAAGUAACAGAGACAGUGGAUGAGGACGAAGAUGUUGUGUCUGAGAAGAAAUACCGGAAAUGUGAAAAGGCGGGCUGUACAGCAGCAUGUCCUGUGUGCUUUGCAAGUGCUUCAGAAAGAUGUGCCAAAAAUGGCUACACAUCCCGAUGGUAUCACCUUUCCUGUGGGGAACAUUUCUGCAACGAAUGCUUUGACCAUUACUACAGAAGCCAUAAAGAUGGAUAUGACAAAUAUAUUACAUGGAAAAAAAUUUGGACCAGCAACGGCAAAACAGAACCCAGCCCCAAAGCGUUUAUGGCCGACCAGCAGCUCCCUUACUGGGUGCAGUGUACAAAACCCGAGUGUAGGAAAUGGAGGCAGCUUACUAAGGAAAUCCAUCUUACUCCACGGAUAGCGAAGACUUACCGGUGUGGUAUGAAACCAAAUACUAUGAAGCCUGAGAACUCAGAUCAUUGUUCCCUGCCUGAGGAUCUGAGAGUGUCGGAAGUUUCCAACCACUGGUGGUACUCCAUGCUCAUCCUACCUCCUUUGCUGAAAGACAGCGUGGCAGCGCCUCUGCUCUCUGCCUACUACCCGGACUGUGUGGGCAUGAGUCCUUCCUGCACCAGCACGAACCGCACUGCCACCACCGCCUCCGCCACCACCACUGGCAGUGCCAGCCCGGGGCGGCUGGAGCCCUCCAAAGGCGCCCCUUCUGUGCUUGUUCCAGGCAUGAACCGGUACUUCCAGCCUUUCUACCAGCCCAAUGAGUGUGGGAAAGCCCUGUGUGUGCGGCCCGACGUGAUGGAACUGGACGAGCUCUAUGAGUUUCCUGAGUACUCGCGAGACCCCACCAUGUACCUGGCUCUGAGAAACCUUAUCCUCGCCCUGUGGUACACAAACUGCAAAGAAGCUCUUACUCCUCAGAAAUGCAUUCCUCAUAUCAUCGUCCGGGGCCUUGUGCGCAUUCGGUGUGUUCAGGAAGUGGAGAGGAUACUUUAUUUUAUGACGAGGAAAGGUCUCAUCAACACUGGAGUUCUUACUGUGGGAGCCGACCAGUAUCUUCUUCCUAAAGACUAUCACAAUAAAUCAGUCAUCAUUGUUGGGGCUGGUCCAGCAGGGCUCGCAGCUGCUAGGCAACUACAUAACUUUGGAAUUAAGGUGACUGUCCUGGAAGCCAGAGACAGAAUUGGAGGCCGAGUGUGGGAUGAUAAAUCUUUCAAAGGUGUCACGGUGGGAAGAGGACCCCAGAUUGUCAAUGGCUGUAUUAAUAACCCAGUAGCACUAAUGUGUGAGCAACUUGGCAUCAGCAUGCAUAAAUUUGGAGAAAGAUGUGACUUAAUUCAGGAAGGUGGAAGAAUAACUGACCCCACCAUUGACAAGCGCAUGGAUUUUCAUUUUAAUGCCCUCUUGGAUGUUGUCUCUGAGUGGAGGAAGGAUAAGACUCAGCUCCAAGAUGUCCCUUUAGGAGAAAAGAUAGAGGAGAUCUACAGAGCUUUCAUUAAGGAAUCUGGUAUCCAGUUCAGCGAGCUGGAAGGGCAGGUGCUCCAGUUCCACCUCAGUAACCUGGAAUAUGCCUGUGGCAGCAACCUCCACCAGGUGUCUGCUCGCUCCUGGGAUCACAAUGAAUUCUUUGCCCAGUUUGCUGGUGACCACACUCUCCUGACUCCCGGGUAUUCUGUAAUCAUUGAGAAAUUGGCUGAAGGGCUGGACAUUCGGCUCCAGUCUCCGGUCCAGAGCGUUGAUUACACUGGGGAUGAAGUGCAGGUCACCACGACAGAUGGCACAGGCUAUUCUGCACAAAAGGUAUUAGUCACUGUUCCACUGGCCAUACUACAGAAAGGUGCCAUUCAGUUUAAUCCACCACUGUCAGAGAAAAAGAUGAAAGCUAUCAACAGCUUGGGCGCUGGCAUCAUUGAGAAGAUAGCCUUGCAAUUUCCUUACAGAUUUUGGGACAGUAAAGUUCAAGGGGCUGACUUUUUUGGUCAUGUUCCUCCCAGUGCCAGCCAGCGGGGCCUCUUUGCUGUAUACUAUGACAUGGAUCCCCAGAAGCAGCAGAGCGUGUUGAUGUCGGUGAUCACCGGGGAGGCAGUGGCAUCAGUUCGGACACUGGAUGACAAGCAGGUGCUGCAGCAGUGCAUGGCCACUCUGCGGGAGCUAUUCAAGGAGCAGGAAGUCCCAGAUCCCACAAAGUAUUUUGUCACUCGAUGGAGCACAGAACCGUGGAUCCAGAUGGCAUACAGUUUUGUGAAGACCUUUGGGAGCGGAGAGGCCUAUGAUAUCAUUGCUGAAGAAAUACAAGGAACUGUCUUUUUUGCUGGCGAGGCAACAAACAGGCAUUUCCCACAAACUGUUACAGGGGCUUAUUUGAGUGGUGUUCGAGAAGCAAGCAAGAUUGCAGCCUUUUGAAUAGAACUGUCUGGAUCCAGCUUUGUCCUGUACCCCAAAUGGGAAAGUCUGAAACACAGGUUAAACCUCAGUUUGUGUGUGUGGGUCUGUGUGUGCGCCUGCUCUGGAUAGCAGAUCUAAAAUGGUUACAGUGUUCUGAAAAUGUAAACCCAUUUCACCACUCUGAAAGCACUGCCCCCAAAGUCCUUAUGAGCACUUAUAUUUAUUUGCAUUUUCCAUAGGGCCAGCUAGUGCUGAAGCCCUCUGGAUUUCAGGAUGAGGCAGAAUAUAACCUUAAGUUGAAACCUGGGUUAGAGUGUUCCAUGGCCAGAGGUUCCCUUGAGACUUGUUAUUGUGUUGUACUGAUGAAUUUUCAUACAUUACAGAACUAUACAUUACAAGUAAAUCAAGCAGGAAUCAUUAACAAACUAGAUAAAGCCAUGUGUUCUGUGAAAACUUAUCAGUAUCUUUACCAAUGAGCCUUAAUAUUUUUAUAUAGCUCCAGUGUUAAACCUGUACUUACAAUUUAGAUAGAACUUUUUUUUGAUACACCACGAACUCUCUGAAGGCAAAAUGAAGUUUCUAGAAGACUUUUAUAUUCUACAUAUUUUUUCCCAUUGGGUAUUUAAAAAGAAACUAAAUUCAGGUAUUUGUUGUAAUGUCUUGUAUUUGUGCACUCUGGCAAAACAGCAAAAACCUCAAUCCUUAAAUGGUAUAGGGAUCAUGUAAUUGAGACCAGGUUGCUGAAUGUGGUCUAUGCUUUAAGCAUAAAAUACAGCUGUUUUUCUUAAAGCCAAAUUUGAGUGGGCAGCAAAUUUUUAGUAUCUUAAAUUUUGGCAGCCACUAGCAAAGAUCUUGUCAGAAUAAAAACCUCAUUUUUUAAAACUGACUCAAUCUCUGGGAAUAUUUUUUGCAUAAUUAUAUUUAGUUUUCCAUAGGCAGGUCCACUGGAAAACUGUACAAAAAUGUGAGUUAUCUUGGUAAAUAUAUUUUAUAGGCUGUAUCUUAUGAGCCUGACAUGGCCAGAUCUGCUUUUUCAUUUUUGACAAAAAAAAUUGUUCAAUAAGCAUUGGUUUCAGGGUCUUCAGGAUGCCUAUUUGGCCAAGAAACUUCAAUUUAUAGGUUAGAAAUGUGCUUUUGUUUUAAAAAGUCUUUGAACAACUCUUUGAAUUGUAUUGGUCUGUUUUAAUGAAGGGGCUAAAAAUGACUUUAAAGCCACUUUUCAAAAUAUUUGGUAUUUUUGAGAUUUAAAAUAAAUCAGCUUGUAAGUAAAUAAUCUUAUGCAAAGAAUGUACAGUGAACUUUAUAGUUUAGACACUUCUCCAUCAAAGUAUGAUACAAAAGAAAGCCAAUAGCUGUAUAUUUCAAAGUGAAGAUAGGGAAAUGGUGAUAUUUAGGCUGAGACUCAUUGGUACUGAUUAGGAUGUAUUCUGCUUAAAAGUGUUAUGUCAUAAGAUGUUUAAUAGCAUGUGCUAAGGGAUAAAUGCAAAAUAUGUUGUUUGACAUGGUUCUUCAUGGGCACUUAAACUUGUACUGUGCUACCGACAAGCAGAGAAAAACCUACUUCAAGUAUAGUACAUGUAUUUAAAAACUUGUUUCUGAUUUUUCAAGUGACAUACUUCAUUUGACAUUUUAAGGAACAAUGGUACUUUUGAGUUUCUGAGUUGUUUUCAAUGUUAUCUGAAGAUUUUGUAAUUGAGCAGCAGUGAAUACAAACGUUUAUGUGACUUCACUUCAGAUCAUGAGUAGCUGGUUGUGCAAAACUGCUUAAUAAAAACUAGAUCUGUUUUUCAGA
Molecule: messenger RNA, 4374 nt
Organism: Chinchilla lanigera (long-tailed chinchilla)
Lineage: Eukaryota; Metazoa; Chordata; Mammalia; Rodentia; Chinchillidae
Gene: Kdm1b
Product: lysine (K)-specific demethylase 1B
Molecular function (GO): protein binding; zinc ion binding; oxidoreductase activity
Source: RefSeq, a predicted model, not a curated record